AUGCUCCUUACCCUCAGGAAACGUUAUGAGAGACAUGCAUGUGGUGGCUAAAUCUGCGACUAAACAUUCAUGAGGCGCCUAAUGAUGUUGCUUGAAUUUUCUACUUGAGUACUUGUUGAUUAUAUCUAUAUAUGUUUUUCUUUCUUUAGCCAGACCACGUUUGGUUGCACUCAAAUCAGAAAUUCAAAUAUACAAGAAGAACCUUCAUCUUCAUUGUGUACUGUCGAAAAACGCUAAUCCUGAAAACAUCACGUAUUCGUGGGCGUAUUGCGACAAAGAUGUCGCAUCUUGUCAGAGUAAGGAUGAAUGGAAAUCAGUUCAAUCAAGACAGAAUAACACUAUCAAAAUCUUGUCUCGUCAAGCAGGAGGAAUAAGAUUGUACCGUUGCACAGCUGACAACGGGUUUAAAAAAGACCAACUGAUAUGGACGAUAAUACGACCAAUAGGUGAGUUAAUGCUUCUCUUCAAUAUUUAGAACAUCACUAGUGUGCGAAAAUUAUAUUGAGAAGAACUUGGUAAAAAGAUGCGGCAACCUAUUCAUAUCACUCAUGCAACAAGAGGCUUACCUAGCGAGGGGGAAAGGGGGUGGGGGUUGUGCCCCAAGAUUGUCGGUAAAAUGGAACGCGGAUCGGUAAAAUAUGGGAAAAUCGGUAAAAUCUUUUUUAGAGUCUUUGUCAAGCACUUACUGUAUGCUGCUGUUUCGAUUGGUUUUUACCAAUAGUACUUUACAAUAUUAUAGAAUUUCGAUCAAAUUGAGUCGCAUUGCAUCUGUAGGAGGAGAUUUAAAAUUCAACUUUAAUUUUUUUUAGUAGGUAAUUCGUUGGUAAAAAUGGGGUGUCAACCCUCUCCCCACAUGUAAUGGCCAAGGAACGCCAGUCCUGAUUCCCUUUGUGCUGUGUUCCUUCCUGUUCUAACAAUAAUUGAUAUUAUUUCAACAGGUCAGACUAUUCCAAAGGGUGUAUGUGAUCACAUAGCAGUAAAGUUGGAAUCAAACAUUGCAGCAAGGUUGGAAUCAGAGAAAGAAGAAAAAUCUGGCAAUAGUAGCAUGGGACCAAUUGUUGUAUGGCAGGGUAUUGUUGCUUUCCUCGCUAUUCUUCUCCUUGUUACAUUGUUUCUCACAUUUCGCCGACGAAACCCACCAAAGCAAGAGUACAAUACAUGUGUUGUUCCAGUGUUGAAGGAGAAAAUUGGUGAUAGUGUUUGA
Messenger RNA from Paramuricea clavata, 1204 nucleotides. NCBI's taxonomy places the organism in Eukaryota, Metazoa, Cnidaria, Anthozoa, Malacalcyonacea, Plexauridae. The record is from the annotation of a GenBank genome assembly.